Messenger RNA from Thermothelomyces thermophilus ATCC 42464, 2076 nucleotides. RefSeq lists its product as uncharacterized. Gene Ontology annotation, biological process: biosynthetic process. Gene Ontology annotation, molecular function: pyridoxal phosphate binding; L-alanine:2-oxoglutarate transaminase activity. The transcript has 2 exons. Lineage: Eukaryota; Fungi; Ascomycota; Sordariomycetes; Sordariales; Chaetomiaceae. The record is from RefSeq and is a predicted model, not a curated record. The coding region runs from base 364 to 1821 and encodes 485 amino acids.
CCUUUAUCCCGUCGCGGUGAUUUGCCCCUGCUUCAACGGUCUCGUUUCCUGUUCCUCGAAUUCUCCGUCCACAGCAGAUCCAAAAGUUCCGGGACCCCAGCCCACAGUUUGAUUUCUUCAGCGGGCCCCCUCCGCUCCCCUUCGGUCGUGGACCCUGACCCGACGCCACAAAGAACCCUUGUCCUGGUGUGUUUUUCUCUUUGCUCUAACAGUCCAACUCUUCCUCUCGUAGCCGUCUCUGCCAGCCCUACCGCGACUGCCCCGCUUUCACGAGUAUACAACCCUGCUGCCCCGCUCCCUAACCGUUCGGCCCGUCGCUUUUCGUUCCUCUGCCAAAGGCUCCCGUCGCAGCAAAAGCGCACCAUGGCGUCCAACUCGGGCCGCAGGCUCAACAUCGACAACAUCAACCCGCACGUCCGCGCUGCCAAGUACGCCGUGCGCGGCGAGCUUGCCGUCAAGUCGGAGGAGUACCGUGCUGCUCUGCAGAAUGGCGCGACGGACCUGCCUUUCAAGCAGGUCAUCUCGGCCAACAUUGGCAACCCCCAGCAGCUCGACCAGAAGCCCAUCACAUUCAUCCGCCAGGUCCUCAGUAUCCUCGAGAACCCGGCCCUGCUCGAGAAGGGCGAUGUGCUGGUGAACCACCUGGGCUACAAGCCCGACGUGCUGGAGCGGGCCAAAAAGCUGCUCGCCGCCGUCGGCUCCGUCGGCGCCUACAGCCCCAGCAAUGGCGCUCCCGCCAUCCGCCAGAGCAUUGCCGAGUUUCUCGAAAGGCGGGAUGGCUUCCCGGCUAACCCAGCCGACAUCUACAUGUCGGCCGGAGCCUCUUCGGGCGUCAAUACCCUUCUGCACAUCAUCUGCGCCGACGAAAAGUCGGGCGUCCUCGUCCCCAUUCCCCAGUACCCCCUGUACACGGCCUCGCUCUCGGUCCUGAACGCCACCUGCGUGCCGUACUACCUGGACGAGCAGAAGAACUGGGGUACCGACCUAGCGACGAUCAGGGCCGCCCACGAGAAGGCGAAGGCUGAAGGCGUCGACGUGCGCGCCAUUGUCAUCAUCAACCCGGGCAACCCGACCGGUGCCUCGCUCCCGGAGGAGGAUAUCCGCGCCGUCAUCGAGUUCGCCCGCCAGGAGCGCCUCGUCAUCCUCGCGGACGAGGUCUACCAGACCAACGUCUUCAUCGGCGAGUUCAUCAGCUUCAAGCGCAUGCUGCGGCAGAUGCAAAAGGAGCAACCCGGCACCUACGACAACAUCGAGCUCGCCUCCCUGCACUCCGUGUCCAAGGGCAUGAUCGGCGAGUGCGGCCAUCGCGGCGGCUACUUUGAGCUCGUCGGCUUCGACCCGCUCGUGCAGGCCGAGAUCUACAAGUUCGUCUCCAUCAUGCUCUGCGCCCCCGUCAUCGGCCAGUGCCUCGUCGAGCUCAUGGUCAACCCGCCCAAGCCCGGCGAGCCCUCCUACGACCUCUACAUCCAGGAGUACAACGCCAUCUUCAACGGCCUCCACGAGCGUGCCACCGCCCUCCACAAGGCCUUUGAGCAGAUGGAGGGCGUCGAGUGCGGCGUCCCUCAGGGGUCCAUGUACCUCUUCCCCACCAUCAAGCUGCCGCCCAAGGCCGCCAAGGCCGCCGCGGCCGAGGGUCGCACCCCGGACGAGUUCUACUGCCUGCGCAUGCUCGAGGCCACGGGCGUCUGCGUCGUCCCUGGCUCCGGCUUCGGCCAGAAGGAGGGGACGCUUCACUUCCGCACCACCUUCCUCGCCCCCGGGACCGAGUGGGUCGGCAGCAUCGUCAAGUUCCACAAGGAGUUUAUGGACAAGUAUCGCUGAUCGAUCCUUCAACCCGCGCCGCCCUCUUCUCUCUUCUCUCUCUCCCACACCCUCUCCGUCUCUCCCCCUCUCUUACCCUCACUUCUCUUCCCCUUUUUUCUUGGUGUGUGUGUCUUGGUUGAAGGAAAGAGGACCCGCAAAGGCGUUUGUUGGGCACGAUGCACGAACGAAAUAAAAAGACUAGACCAGCCAGAUUAUCAUAAAGAAAAAGCAUUUUGAGUAGCAUUGCAUGCCUUGAUCCCAUAUGUUAUUUGA